Messenger RNA from Lactuca sativa (garden lettuce), 393 nucleotides. Its product is annotated as DNA repair protein RAD51 homolog A. Gene Ontology annotation, biological process: DNA strand invasion; reciprocal meiotic recombination; DNA recombinase assembly. The record is from RefSeq and is a predicted model, not a curated record. Gene Ontology annotation, molecular function: double-stranded DNA binding; ATP-dependent activity, acting on DNA; DNA strand exchange activity. Gene Ontology annotation, cellular component: condensed nuclear chromosome. NCBI's taxonomy places the organism in Eukaryota, Viridiplantae, Streptophyta, Magnoliopsida, Asterales, Asteraceae.
AUGUUGCAUGUUUGGGUUGAAUGUAAUGAUGUGUUGGAGAAUGUAGAAUAUGCAAGAGCACACAACACAGAUCAUCAAUCAAGAGUGUUGCUUGAAGCUGCUUCAAUGAUGGUCGAAACCAGGUUUGCGCUUAUGAUAGUGGACAGUGCAACUGCUCUUUAUCGAACUAUUCUGGUAGAGGUGAACAAUCAUCCGGAUGCAUCUUGUAAAGUUCUUGAGGAGCCUUCAGAACUGCAUGUGGUGAUCACUAAUCAAGUUGUGGCCCAAGUAGAUGGUUCAAGCACGUUUGCAGGGCCUCAAAUUAAACUAAUUUGUGGCAACAUCAUGACUCAUGCUUCUACAACAAGGCUAGCUUUAAGGAAAGGAAGGGGGAAGAACGAAUUUGCAAAGUGA